UUCCCGUAAGCAACAAAACGAUCGAGACAUGAUUUCGUAAGACGCACGCGUUUCGCUUCUACUUGCUUCAAGACAGCAAAAAGACCACUGAUCCACCAGACUUUGCAAAACUAAAACCACCACAAACCCACCCGCUAAAAGUUCUGAAAUUACAAAAAUAUCUACCUAGAAGCUAUAAUUCUAAUCUUCAAACGUGAUUUGUGUGCAUCUAAAAAAUUGACAAAAAGUGACAUCCAUAUCCAUAAGACUGCCCUUAGAUAUGCAAAUAUAUUUCCACUAGACCUAAGCCACUUAGUUCAAUUCCCCAACCAGUGCAUUUGUGUAUCAGAAUUAUAGUUUGCCAACUAUAUAUUCGAAAAGUUUGAGAAUAACAAAGUGUCCAUCUUAAUUGAAACUUAAACAGCCAACAAGCACUUUUCGGCUUCGGAUUGGAUUUAUUGCGUAAUGGAUUUAAAUUUAGCCGCAACAUUAGCAGCAACCUCAACAACACGGAACGGAUAUGCAUUUAAACACUGAACAUGAUCAAGUAAAACUUCAACCACAAACAACUAGCAGAAUAAGCAGCAACCACUGAACCCCCUAUAUAUAUAUAUACUAUUAUAUAUAUAUAAUCCAGCAUAUAUAUAUUGCGUUAGCUGAGCAACAAUCUAGCUAUAGUCGCCAUGCAUGGACAUCACAACCACACCCAUCUGCAGCAGCAGCAGCAGCCACAGAAUCCGCAGGAGCAGCAGCAGGCAGGAGCCAUCAGCCACUCACAUCCGCAUCCGCACCAGCAGCAUCCGCAUCCUCAUGCCCAUGCCCAGCCACAUCCGCACCCGCAUCCGCAUCACAAACUAUCGGCGAGAAGGGCGCGCAGUCGCAGUCGAAGUCGCAGUCCGUCGCCGGAUGGCAAUCAGGACUACGAUGUGACCAGGAUGCGGGAGGAGGACUUCCAGCGGCUGGCGGUCUACCUGGUGCCGGAUGUCCAGGCGGAGCGGGGGCUGCCCAAUCGGGCGGACAAGACGCUGCCGCGCAGCCUGACGCUCAAGUCAUCCAUGGUCUACUCAACGCCAAAUGUUAAGACUGAAGGAGUUUGGAGCAGCGGGGUCAUCCCACGUGGCACUCGCUUCGGCCCAUUCGAAGGCAUUCCAACCUCAAACUAUCCCAAUGAUAAGAAUAAGGCGCGCUAUUUCUGGCGGGUGCAGGGAACACGCCACAUAACCUACGGGAAUAUUAAGAUCUUCAAGGACGACGACUACUAUUAUCUGGAUGGCUCCGAUCGCUCGCAAUCCAAUUGGAUGCGCUACGUGGCGUCCGCCUAUAGUUUGUCCGUGAUGAACCUGGUGGCCUGUCAGCACCAGGAGAACAUCUACUUCUACACCACCCGCGACAUUCUGCCCAACGAGGAGCUGAUGGUGUGGUACUGCAAGGACUUUGCCAGUCGCCUGGGCUACGAUGUGGAUCCCGAAACGACGAUCUUUGGGGCCUGCAAGCAGGCGGUGGAGGAGGAGGUCGACGACGAGGAGGAGGGGGAGGCGGAGGCGGAGGGGGAGGCGGAGGGAGAGGAUGGCAAGCCGCGUUACUCGAUGCCUGCCCCGGAAAUUCCCGCCGAUGUGGCCGUGAGUCACAUUACCUACGUCAUGGGUCUCCAUCUGCCGGUGGGAGCAGCGGAGCGAAGUGGUGGUGCCGCUACCACCGGUGCCACGCCCCCGCCCCCCUGCCGCCGCUCCAGUCCGCCCGCCCAUGUCAGCACCACCUCGCCCAGCACCACCACCUGCAACCAGCACCACCACCACCCGCACAUCCAGCACGGUCGCCACGCGUCCGUCAUCAUCGGUGGCCAGGAUCGAUCGCCUUUAACCAGCAGCAGCGACAAGGACACGGCGGGAUCUCCGCUCUCCGGCCUGGACCACCAGAUGACCCCCCAGGAUGGCAGCGUGCGGUCGGUGCGCUCGGAUGAGGGCUACCACAGCAACGAGUGCCACGAGGAUGGCCUGACGCCGCCCGAGGAUUCCAGCGACAGCGAAAGCGAACACAACUAUGUGCUCGACUGCUCGAAGAAGGCGAUUGCUCCCAAGGAGACGGUGAUUGCCCAGGCCCAGAAGCCAGUGAGCCAAUCGCCACCGGUGACCAUCACUAUGGCCAAUACGACGACGAGCUCCAUAAAUAGUUCACCCACGGCCACGCCCAUUUGUGAGGCGGACAAGAACGAGUACCGGAAGUUCAAGGUGAAGAUGCCGCUGAAGUACGAGUUCAAGAACAAGAGCUGCGUGAAGCAGGAGCCGUGCGUGAAGGAGGUGGACCAGAUGGAGAUGUCCUCCUGCCAUCAUCCGCAGGAGGAGGAGGAGGAUCAGGCGAUGCACCAGGAGCCCGAUUCCAUUUGCCCUUCGACCACCACCCAUCACUUGGGCGAUGAGCAUGUGAUGAUGAUGGAAAGGGAGAGGGAGCGGGAAAGGGUGAUGGAACGUGAGCCAUCCAACCAGCAACCCGCCUCCUCAACGGUCAUCGUACUGGAGCACAAUUCCGGUGGCCAGUCGCGCACCAUUGUCCCGCUGAGCAAGCCCUACUACGAGCCAGAUCCGCCGGGAGAGCGGUACAUGCGAUUCGGGCAGCCCUCGUCGAGCAUUUUGGAGACCAUCCUGACGGGUCAACAUCGCCUGGAAGCGGCGGCAGCGGCGGCGGCCUGUCGGCAGGCCAAUGCGGCCACACCGCCGCCCACUUCGCCCACGGAGAUGGCCUACAGCUACAAGAAGUCGCAGCGAUACGGCAAUGCCGUGAGUCCCGACAGCAGCUCCAAUCUGGGACAGAAUCCCGACCAGCAGCAGCUCUCCUCCUCCUCGGCGGUUGGAGUGGUGGUCAGCGAACAGGAGAUGACCAGGGGUACGCUGAUCAAGGGAGAAUGCUCGCCACCACCGCCCAGUCACCAUCAUCACAACGUCAUCUUUUCACCGUCGCGGCAUGCUGCCUAUUUGGGCGGUGGAGAGGCGGUGGGUGGUCAUCACUCGCCCAGUCCCGGCUAUCCGGGAUAUCCCCACUAUGGAGCGGCGGCCACCUCGACCUUCCACUCGCCGCCGCACAGUUCGCAUUCCCCCUUCGACCGGCAGUCGAAUGCCUCGAGUGGCGGCGGUUCCGCCUCCAAUCUCCAUUUGCUGCAAACGAGCACCCAGAUGCUGAACCACCCCCUCAUGCAGCCCCUCACCCCGCUGCAGCGUCUCUCCCCGCUGAGGAUCUCGCCGCCCAGCAGCCUGAGUCCCGAUGGCAACUCGUGUCCACGCAGCGGCAGCCCACUGAGUCCCAAUUCCCUGGCCUCCCGCGGCUACCGAUCGCUGCCCUAUCCUCUGAAGAAAAAGGACGGCAAGAUGCACUACGAGUGCAAUGUGUGCUGCAAGACCUUCGGUCAGUUGAGCAACCUCAAAGUUCAUUUGAGAACUCAUUCGGGGGAGAGACCCUUUAAAUGCAACGUUUGCACCAAGAGCUUCACCCAGUUGGCGCACCUGCAGAAACAUCACCUGGUGCACACGGGCGAGAAACCGCAUCAGUGCGAUAUUUGCAAGAAGCGCUUCUCGAGCACCUCGAACCUAAAGACUCACCUGAGGCUGCACAGCGGUCAGAAGCCGUAUGCCUGUGAUCUCUGCCCCCAGAAGUUCACACAGUUUGUGCAUCUGAAGCUGCACAAGAGGCUGCAUACGAACGAUAGACCCUAUGUGUGCCAGGGCUGCGAUAAGAAGUACAUCAGUGCUUCGGGCUUGAGGACCCACUGGAAGACCACCAGCUGCAAGCCCAACAAUCUGGAGGAGGAGCUGGCCAUGGCGGCAGCGGCCACAUCGGAGUGUUUGGAUAAAGACCAUCCCGAACCGGACUCUAGAGAAGCCUACGAGCAGCUGACACAGCACAUGCAUCCUGCUGUGCAUCCGGGAUUGAGGCACCUCUCGAAUGGAGGCGCUCAAUCACCGCCGCGAUUGAUACCCCUGGGCAACCACAUGGCGCCACAGCAGCAGCAGCAACAGCAGCAGCCACCGCCCCACCUGCUGAUGGCCCAACAUGCAGUGGGUGGUGCACCCAUGCUGCUGACCACCGCCAGCCAGUUGCCACCACCGCCGCCGUCGCACCACCAACAGAACUCGCCACCCAGCCGCCUGCUGCAACAUGCUGGCCACCCACAUGCGUUGCAGAUGCAACAGCAACAGCAGCAGCAACAUUCGCCCAAGGCACUCAAAUCCCUGCCAGAAUCGGGGGUGUAUCUGCAUGGGCAGCAUGUGCAGGAGCAGGAGAGCAGGCCAUCGGUCAUCGAGUCCUCCAACCAGCCCAUGAUCAUCGAAUGCACGUAGGAGUUGCAUCGAGAUAUUCAAGGAGCAGCUGCAGACCAGAGGAAGUGAUGGAAUCCAAGUGCAAUAAAAUCAAAUAGAGUUAAGAACAGACAGGCAGACAGACAGACGACACCCCUCAAAAAACAGAACAAAACAAAAAAGAAAAGAAAACGCAGCACAAGUAAACGUAACGGUAUUAUUAUAUAGUUGUAUAUAGUUCAAGAUCCCCCCCCUUCGUAAUUCCCCCCCUGAAAUUGAAAACUCAUUUUCGCGCUAUGAAAACUAGAUCUCACCAAUUGGCAAUCCCAUGAAUUCUUCUUCUCAUCAUUAUCAGCAUGGCAGGAGAGCACUAAAGGCAUAUUAUUUUUGAUAAAUAUUUUAUAUAUAUACACACCGUACAUAUAAAAAGGAAGUGAGGAAAUUGGUUAACAGGAAGCGAUUGUUAAUGGGAGAAUAAGGGGAGCCGGCAGCAGAAGAGAAUUUUGCGGAAAACUGAAAACUGAGAACGAGAGAAAGAAAAUGCAUUUAGACUUGACUUUCGACGAUUUUCAUUUUCCUGUUCUGAUUUGUUCUCUCACCUCCUCUCCGUUUGUUUGUUUGUUUGUUUGUUGAGGCGCGCACCUUUAGACGUAGAUUACACAGUUAAAAGUUAAAGGAUUAAUAAGGAUACAUUAACACAUACAAUACAUAGAUUCAAGUUGCCUUAUUUGAAUUUCGUUAGCACUGAAACCCGCGAUAAAACCGUAACCGAAAAUACAUUUGCUUAGGGUCGAUCAUCUCUGUACAGUAAGAACAGAUCUGAAAGGCUUAUAUACGUAUUUUAUAUAUGAAUAUAUCAUUAUUAUACAUACGAAUAUAUAUAUAUUUAUAUGUAUUUUAUUAAAUAUACACAACCGGAACAGCAGCAACAAACAAAUGAUAGCAAAACUGUAAAUAGAAGGAAACCUUAUUUCGGAUUUCGGCAUCUGUUGAACUAGUAUCGCCUAGCUAUAGAUAAUUACAUAGACCACUAGGGAUUACAAUUACCAUUAUCAUUAUUAUGAUUACUAUGAUUAUUACGGAAAAAAACAUAUAAAAACUAAGCAACAAACGAAAAAAAAGAAAACAUAAAGAAAACUUAGCUGAAAAAUCGGUGCUUUUGACUGUUUCCAUUUGUCCACAUUUACAUUUACGAUUGUAUUUGUAUUUCGAAACAUAUGAAUUAUAUUGUAAACCACACUAAAUAUAUAUAAAAUAUAUAGACGUUAGAAUUACACACUCUAGGAUAUUUCCCCCCAAACUACUUUGCGCCUUAAUCACUCAACCUUCCUCCAACUCCUUUAACCUUUGACCUUUAACCACAAACAAAAAACCGAAUCCAAAAAAUUUGCUCGUAUUGUACUUUACCAAAAUUACGCUCUCAAUUAGUCUUCGUUUUCGUCUGAAUAUUAUAUAUGAAAUCUUUAGAUAAACUUAAGCUUAUAAUCUUAAUGAGGCUGACUAGCUUUAAGUAUCGAUAUAAAUCUAUUUAGCGCAUAUUAAUAAAACUAGCCACUAAGGUCUGUAUAUUAAAGGCUGAGCCCAGAGCUCGGCUUCGAUCUGUAAGACACAACACCAAUUCGUAAUGUUUAAGUAUUUGUCUUGUAAAGUACGAGAUACGCGGGGUGGGGAGUUCGGGGAAAUUCUUAAGAAUCCCGAUAAUUGAGACUAAGACUAUGCAAAAGUUUUUGUAUUUUUGUAUUUGAUACAAAGCAAGCAGGAGAGUUAGGGAACGAGUGACGAUGAGAUGUUUUAGCCAUGUAAGGCCUAGGCUAAGCUAGCUUUAAGAUUUCUAAGCAUAUGCAAUAUUUAUAUAUAUACGCAUAAUAUUUCUAAGGAAAAGCAAAACGCAGAAAAGAUGAGACAUGCCUACAUACAUGGAAAAUAUAAAAGAAGAUAAUCAAAAUUAUACAAAAAACACAAAAUUGAUUUUUUAUUUCUCCUUUGGUUUUAAUCUCACAUUUGUUGGUUGUGCAAUCAUCUGUUCAUUUCUUUUCAUUUUGUGCAAUAUUUCGCGAAGCAUCUUUUUAUUUAUUUUCGCCAUAAUUUAAUCGAUUUCAAAUUCGUUUUAUACAAUUACAGAAAUCUACUAAAAUAAGCGACAUAAAUAAUACUUUCCUAUUUGUGAGACUGAAUGAAUUACUAUAUAUACAAUACUCGUAACUCAUAGAAAAGACACCCAAGCUCCAUCGGCAGCCCCUUCUUAUAAAGGUAUGCUGUUGACUUGGAGGAACCCCAGACAUUUCGAUAUAUAUUUUACCGAACCUUUUGUUUGAGCAAGCAUUGUAAUAUAUUACGAUUACGAUACGAAUAUGGAUACAUCUAGGCAUAUAGAUAUAUAUUUAUACAAAGCACA
This is a messenger RNA of Drosophila takahashii, 6660 nucleotides long. Lineage: Eukaryota; Metazoa; Arthropoda; Insecta; Diptera; Drosophilidae. The record is from RefSeq and is a predicted model, not a curated record.